Zootermopsis nevadensis is the source of this 479-nucleotide messenger RNA. Its product is annotated as histone H2B. Gene Ontology annotation, molecular function: structural constituent of chromatin; DNA binding; protein heterodimerization activity. NCBI's taxonomy places the organism in Eukaryota, Metazoa, Arthropoda, Insecta, Blattodea, Termopsidae. Gene Ontology annotation, cellular component: nucleosome. The record is from RefSeq and is a predicted model, not a curated record.
CCUACGCACUUAAUAAUGACCACUUUUCCAAAAAUUUGCAUAUCUGCUCUGCAGUUGGUUGUUGGUUUCAUCAUGCCACCGAAGACAUCUGGUAAAGCUGCUAAAAAGGCCGGUAAGGCCCAGAAGAAUAUAUCGAAAACUGACAAAAAGAAGAAACGCAAGAGGAAAGAAAGUUACGCCAUCUACAUCUACAAGGUGUUGAAACAGGUUCACCCAGACACCGGUAUCAGCUCCAAGGCAAUGAGCAUCAUGAAUAGUUUCGUGAAUGAUAUUUUCGAGCGAAUUGCUGCUGAGGCUUCCAGGUUGGCUCAUUAUAAUAAGAGAUCUACGAUCACAAGUCGUGAGAUACAGACUGCUGUUCGACUGUUGCUACCAGGUGAACUGGCUAAGCAUGCGGUGAGUGAGGGGACGAAGGCAGUCACUAAGUAUACCAGUUCCAAAUAGACUAGCUUGCAGUGAAAAAAACGGCCCUUUUCAGG